AUGAGAUUAUUAUUAUCAAUUUUAUUUAUUAUUAUUUCAUUCAAUGCUAUUGCAUUUGGCCAAAACAUUUUAUCUGUAUCGCAAACUGCCAAAAAUUCAUGGACAGAUGACCAAGGAACCUACACUGUUUGGGAUGUUGUUUUAAAAAAUAAUUGUGAUCAAACAAUCUACGGGGCUACACUUGUGGCCGAAAAGAACUCACUUGGUCUUCGUCGUGAUCAAGAUAUUUGGGAACUUGAUCAUCAAUAUGAUAAUGUCUAUUCUCUUCCAAGUGCUGUUGGUGAUUAUGGUAUCAAAGUUAGAGAAUCUCAUUCUUUUGGAUAUAUUAAUAAAGGAACAAAACCAGCAAUUUUUAAUAUUGCUGAUAUUGCCUUUACUUCAAAAUCAAAAGGAUAUUAA
Cavenderia fasciculata is the source of this 399-nucleotide messenger RNA. RefSeq names its product cellulose-binding domain-containing protein (gene ecmI). NCBI's taxonomy places the organism in Eukaryota, Evosea, Eumycetozoa, Acytosteliales, Cavenderiaceae. Bases 1 to 399 code for a protein of 132 amino acids. The record is from RefSeq and is a predicted model, not a curated record. The transcript has 2 exons. Gene Ontology annotation, molecular function: cellulose binding.